Messenger RNA from Melopsittacus undulatus (budgerigar), 1923 nucleotides. RefSeq names its product eukaryotic translation initiation factor 4E (gene EIF4E). The transcript has 7 exons. NCBI's taxonomy places the organism in Eukaryota, Metazoa, Chordata, Aves, Psittaciformes, Psittaculidae. Bases 127 to 783 code for a protein of 218 amino acids. Gene Ontology annotation, biological process: translational initiation. The record is from RefSeq and is a predicted model, not a curated record. Gene Ontology annotation, cellular component: cytoplasm; eukaryotic translation initiation factor 4F complex. Gene Ontology annotation, molecular function: RNA 7-methylguanosine cap binding; translation initiation factor activity.
CCCUCCCCCUUCCCAAACGGCCGCCGGGCUCACGUGACUUCCGCAUAGCCAAUCGCGUUUGAACUUUGGUUGUUCGUCCUCCCGUUCCCCCGCCCCGCGGCGCUCCUACGAUCAGACCGAUCUAAGAUGGCGGCGGUGGAACCGGAAACCACUCCCAACCCUCAGCCUUCAGAAGAGGAGAAAACUGAGCCAGCAGCACCUAGUCAGGAGGUUGCCAGCCCUGAACAGUAUAUUAAGCAUCCACUACAAAACAGAUGGGCACUCUGGUUUUUUAAAAAUGACAAGAGCAAAACUUGGCAAGCAAAUCUUCGUCUUAUCUCAAAGUUUGAUACUGUUGAAGACUUUUGGGCUUUAUACAACCAUAUCCAGCUCUCUAGUAAUUUAAUGCCUGGUUGUGACUACUCGCUCUUUAAGGAUGGGAUUGAACCCAUGUGGGAAGAUGAAAAGAACAAGCGAGGAGGACGAUGGCUAAUUACACUAAACAAACAGCAGAGGCGAAGUGACCUCGAUCGCUUCUGGCUAGAGACACUGCUGUGCCUUAUUGGGGAGUCAUUUGAUGACUACAGUGAUGAUGUAUGUGGUGCUGUUGUUAAUGUUAGAACUAAGGGUGAUAAAAUAGCAAUAUGGACAACUGAAUGUGAAAACAAGGAUGCUGUUACACAUAUAGGGAGAGUAUACAAAGAAAGAUUAGGACUUCCUCCAAAGAUAGUGAUUGGUUAUCAGUCCCAUGCAGACACAGCUACUAAGAGCGGCUCCACCACUAAAAAUAGGUUUGUUGUUUAAGACGACACCUUCUGAGUAUUCUUUCAUAGGAGACUGCGUCAAGCAAUCGAGAUUUGGGAGCUGAACCAAAGCCUCUUCAAAAUCGGAGUGGACUACAUUUAAAUUUGAUUUCCAUCUAAGUGUUGCUAAGAUUUGUGAGAAGUCUCAUUCGCCUUUGUCUUGUACUUCUGUGUUCCAUCUUUUUUUUUUCUUUUUUUUUUCUCUCCUCUAUUUUGGCUGAAGUAACCAUUUCCAAUCAGAACUUGAGUACACUUCACCCCUCAAUUCAUUAAUGUUUUCCUGGCCCACUCUGUAAUAGCUUGAUAGAACCAUUACUAUUACAAGGAAAAAAUAAUUGUUUAUCCACAGUAUUGAGAAAAGAAGUUGCAUUUCUGUACCUGCAGGAAAUUACUCUGUUUUACAUUUGCAUUGUAUGCAGUAACAUUUUGCUGGUUUGGAAAAAGUAUGGUGCAUACAGUUUUCUAGCAAUUUUUUUUAUACAGCAUCACCUUUGCUGUAAUGUAUGCUGAUGGCUGCUAGAUUAAUUUAUUUGUUUUCCCUAUUUGAUAACAUUAGUGAUAUUUUGAUUUCAGUUGUUUUUGCUCAUGUAACAUUUGGUGAAGAAUCUGGGAAUAUGACAAAGGUGGAAUAAACAUUAAUUUUGUGCAUUCUUUGGUAAUUUUUGGGCUUUUUUGUAACAUCAGAGCUUUGCUACAAAUUUAUGCAUUUCAGUCCAAUUGGUGAUCUGUUUGUGUGAUUUCCUAAACAUAAUUGUGGGGGUUUUUUUAAUGUAACACCAUAAUUUACAUUCCUUACUAGAAAUAGUAUGUCUGGUUUUGUAUCUUAUGCUGUAUUUUAACACUUUGUAUUACUUAGGUUAUUUUGCUUUGGUUAAAAUGGCUCAAGUAGAAAAGCGGUCCCAUUCAUAUUAAGACAGUGUACAAAACUGUAAAUAAAAUGUGUACAGUGAAUUGUCUUUUAGACAACUAGAUUUGUCCUUUUAUUUCUCCAUCUAUACAGCAAGUAUUUGUACCUCUUGUGACAAGGCAGUCUCUACUGUGGCUUCUAUUGUAGUGUCUUCCAAGAAAGAUGAAUUCUGGAGCUAUAGUACGUUGAAACUUCUAAUAAAUCUGUUAGCUAGCACCCUAAGUCACAGUGAAA